Molecule: messenger RNA, 1980 nt
Organism: Amoebophrya sp. A25
Lineage: Eukaryota; Dinophyceae; Syndiniales; Amoebophryaceae
Source: the annotation of a GenBank genome assembly
CGAGUAAAUACUUUAGAUUUUUUAGUUUCAAAAAUCCAAAUCGGUAUACCUUCCUCCUUUAAGACCAUGAAGCGAAGGGGGAUAGGUGCGGAUGUGGACGCCGCCACCGGCGAUAAGCUGCGAGAUACUGGAAGAGGCAGUGGCAGUGGGGAUCGAUGUGCAACGCAAUGCGGCGUCUUCCACAGACGAUGCGUGAGCGUGGACAAGCUCGUGGUCGCCUACUUCGCAGUUACCGUGUGCGAGCAGGCUCGGCUGUCCAGUUCCGCGCUCGCGGUGAUGUGGGUGCUUCAUCGGGCGAUGAUAAGUGGCUCGCUCGCAUGAAAAAGUUUCACCUGCCUAACACGAUUCCCGGAAGUUGACACGAAGGGUUGACAGUGUCGUGCGCCUUGUGUGGCUCCACCCUGGUCGAGAGCGUACACAUAUACCAGAUUGAGUUACGGCUUCCGGCCAAGCAUUGCAUGUCCACUACUCGUAGAUAAAGCCCCAGUUUGACUAGGAGAGUGUCCAAUGCGUCGAUUUCAAGAUCAAAUGUGAUAUCUUUUGAUUCUUUCCUAGAAUUGGUUGGAUAUGAAGACAGUCCUCUAGUUGCAAGACCUAAGCGAAGAUGGGAUCAUCGUAGUCAAUGACCCGGAAGUCGUGCAUAACAGCAGCAGUUUCGUCAUCAGUCGGCCGGGAGACGGUAGCGACAUGCUUACGAGUGCUGCCUAUUGCGGACGUUGUCCGGAUGAAACAGACUGGGUCUCGCGCUUUAUCGGACUCGUCGCGCCUUAUGCGGUCAGCCGUGACGACGUCGCGUGGGCGGCCCCGCUUGACAGCUUCUACGAAAACGGAAUCGCAUCGCCCAGCGAUUUUUACGACGGUAGUUUUUUCGGCGCACCGGAAGCGCGCAGUCGCCAACAGGGCACCACCGUCUACGUGUCGGAAAGACUUGAGAUACGCGUGAAUAAACCGGAACGCGUCAACUCUGAGGAUGAUGCCGUAUACAGCAGCAGCGCAGCUGUUGUUUGCCUGCACGGCGUGCCAAUGGCGAAGCUUCUGGAGCUCCCGAGAUGGCAGCCGUCAGUUGACAAGUUUCAAUGGGAGCUGUCACCGGACCAGCCUGCGGAAGUUGGUACUUGGCUUUCGUGGCGCCUUGAAGCUCAGGCACUCAAAAACAAAUUGCAGACAAAAUCUUCAUCGUCAACUGCAAUGCCGGUUGUCCAUUCUUCACCGACCGAGACGAGAAAUGGAGGGUGCGGCCUCUUCUUGUUCUUGCAAUACUACAGGGUCUGCACUAUCGCAGCGUGGCACCACCACCUGUCUUACGCAGGGUUGUGUCGAACCUGUUAAAGUUCAAGGCUCAGCGCUUCGCGGCUUAAGUGAACUGCUCCAGCAAGCGGCUGGCGAGGACAAACAACUACGAGAGCUUUGGAUGAAGACAGCAUCUGAAAGGGACGCUCUGAAGGAGGCGUUGAAAUCGGCGAAAGGUGCAUUGGAAGUUGAGAAAAAAACUCGAAGGGUGACCGACGAACUGGUGCGAAAACUGCGAGGAGAAAACAAGAAAUUGCGUGAGGAAAUAGCAGCAGCGAAGGGAACUUCUGGAAAUACAGAUCACAUGCUUUCGGAGUGGGAGAAUGCGACCGGUAACAAGAAUAUUACGUGUAGUACUAGUGGCAGCGCAUCGUCGUCUUCCUCCUCGUCCGCCUGCUCAUCCCAUUGGGAAUUGAUGCCUGCUGCAGUGUGUCACAAGUUAGACAAUUUGUAUGCGCAGUAUAUCAGAUGCAAGCCGACGUCGGGCAUGAACGAAUCCAAUAAAAGUCCACCAACAGCAUCGAGUAGUUCUUGCAGGAGCAACGACAUUGAUGGCGCCCCGCUAUCGCACAGUUAGAUCCAUGGAAAAUCUGUCGUUUCGCAGCAGAGGCACGCUGCCCUUCGCUUUGUAGAGCGCUUUGAAAUAGGGGCGAACCGCUACCGCUUCGAUUUCCAAGAGAUGACGCAAGA